Lycium barbarum (goji berry) is the source of this 2697-nucleotide messenger RNA. RefSeq names its product probable galactinol--sucrose galactosyltransferase 1. Lineage: Eukaryota; Viridiplantae; Streptophyta; Magnoliopsida; Solanales; Solanaceae. The record is from RefSeq and is a predicted model, not a curated record. The transcript is spliced from 14 exons. Bases 166 to 2433 code for a protein of 755 amino acids.
UUUUUUUUUUUUUGAUGAGAUGAACCAACAUUGUACGUAUCCUUAAAAAAUCAGUAUAAAAGGCACAAAACCCGGCAAAUAUUAACCACUCAAGCUUCUCUUUCUCCACUUUCCAGCUCUGAAAAAUCUUACACAUUUAUCAAUCAUUAUACAGGAAGAAUAAAGAUGACAGUGGGAGCAGGAAUUUGUGUAGCUGAAAGGAAGCUGAAUGUGUUGGGACAAAGCAUUCUGACAGAUGUUCAUGAAAACAUUAUUGUUACUCAGCCAAAUGGUGAAGCUUUCACUAAUGGGGCAUUCCUUGGUGUUAACUCAGACAGAAUUGGUAGUCACAGGGUCUUCCCUAUUGGCAAACUCCAAGGAUUGAGAUUUAUGUGUGGUUUUCGAUUCAAGUUAUGGUGGAUGACACAAAGGAUGGGCACAUCCGGCCAAGAUAUACCAUUUGAGACCCAAUUUUUGAUUGUGGAACGAAAUGAUGGUUCAAAUUUUGAUCAAGACAACCAGGAAAAUUCAGCAUUUUAUGUUGUUUUCUUGCCUAUUCUGGAGGGAGAUUUUAGGGCUGUUCUUCAAGGGAAUUCAAACGACGAGUUAGAGAUAUGCCUGGAAAGUGGAGAUCCUGCUGUGCAAGAUUUUGAAGGAAGCCAUUUGGUUUUCGUAGCUGCUGGACCGGACCCUUUUGAUGUCAUAACUAGUGCAGUCAAGACAGUGGAGAGGCAUUUACAAACAUUUUGUCACCGUGAUAGAAAGAAGAUGCCAGACAUGCUGAACUGGUUUGGAUGGUGCACGUGGGAUGCUUUCUACACUACCGUUACUUCAGAGGGAGUGAAGCAGGGUUUAGAGAGUUUGGAGAAAGGAGGUAUUCCCCCAAAAUUUGUACUCAUUGAUGAUGGAUGGCAAUCAGUCGGUAUGGAUCCCAAUGGCAUUGAAUCCAUUGCUGAUAACCAUGCAAACUUCGCAAACAGGCUAACUCAUAUCAAAGAGAACCAUAAGUUUCAAAAAGAUGGAAAGGAAGGUCAUAGGGUUAAUGAUCCUGCAAUGGGACUUCGACAUGUUGUUACCAAUGUCAAAGACCAACACAAUUUAAAGUAUGUGUAUGUGUGGCAUGCACUUGCUGGUUACUGGGGCGGUGUGAGACCUGGUGUCCCUGAGAUGCAACACUAUGAAUCCAAGUUAUCUUUCCCGGUUUCAUCUCCUGGGGCUGAGUCACAAGAACCUGAUGAUGCUUUGGAUAGCUUGAUAAAGAACGGUCUUGGUCUAGUGAACCCUGAGAAAGUCUAUAAUUUCUAUAAUGAACUGCAUUCAUACCUCGCUUCUGCGGGCAUAGAUGGAGUUAAAGUAGAUGUUCAGAACAUCCUUGAAACACUUGGAGCUGGUCAUGGUGGAAGAGUAAAACUCGCAAGAAAGUAUCAUCAAGCAUUAGAGGCAUCUAUUGCUCGAAAUUUUCCUGAUAAUGGAAUUAUUUCAUGCAUGAGCCAUAGUAAUGAUACUUUGUUCAGUGCAAAGCGUUCAGCUGUUAUUAGAGCAUCGGAUGAUUUUUGGCCACGAGAUCCUGCAUCACACACAAUUCACAUAGCAUCAGUGGCGUACAACACCAUUUUCCUUGGGGAAUUCAUGCAGCCUGAUUGGGAUAUGUUUCAUAGUGUGCACCCGAUGGCUGAAUACCAUGGAGCAGCACGGGCUGUUGGAGGCUGCGCUAUUUAUGUCAGUGACAAGCCUGGACAGCACGACUUUAAUCUUUUAAAGAAGCUUGUACUUCCAGAUGGUUCCAUAUUACGCGCCAAACUUCCAGGAAGGCCAACUAGAGACUGCUUGUUUUCUGAUCCAGCAAGAGAUGGGAUAAGUCUUUUGAAGAUUUGGAAUCUAAAUGAUUGCACCGGAGUAGUCGGUGUAUUCAACUGCCAAGGAGCUGGCUGGUGUAAGGUCGGGAAGAAGAAUCUAAUCCACGAUUGUCUACCAGGGACGAUAACUGGGAUUGUUCGCGCUAAUGAUGUUAAUUACUUACCAAGGAUUGCUCAUGAUGGGUGGACUGGAGAUGCCAUUCUCUAUUCUCAUCUUCAUAGAGAAUUGGUCUGUCUUCCUAAAAAUGCAUGCAUUCCAAUUACUCUGAAGGCGAGAGAAUAUGAAGUCUUUACAGUGGUUCCAAUCAACGAAAUGUCCACAGGAGCAAGAUUUGCUCCGAUUGGUCUAUUGAAUAUGUUCAAUUCAGGAGGAGCAAUCAAAGAGUUGAAGUAUGAAACAGAGAGAAGUGGACUAAUCUCCAUGAAGGUUCGCGGAUGUGGCAUGUUUGGAGCUUAUUCAUCUAUGAAGCCUAAACGAAUACACUUGGACGAUGAAGAAGUACAAUUUGAUUACGACGAAUCCUCUGGAUUAGUCACCCUUAAUCUUAGAGUUCCUGACGGAGAGUUAUACCUUUGGGAUGUAACGGUUGAAGUGUGAAAUGUGCAAGAUGAUCAUUGUGAUGUACAAAUGGUAAAAUCAUUGGAUGAGGUGUAGACUUGUAAACUGAGUCUCUCCUUUCCAGUUCCUGAUAUUUGAAAUCUAGAGGGCAAUAUCCGACAUUGAGGUCCUGAUGUUGUAGCCUUGGACUUAAUGUAUGAUCCAUUUGUUAAGAGAUUUCAUAGCAAAAUGAUGGUCUAUUGGUCCUGUAUCUUAGUUAUUUGAGCCUUGGAAAUGAUCGACUCAAAUAGAUGCUCUUCGUAA